Messenger RNA from Phytophthora infestans T30-4, 1279 nucleotides. RefSeq lists its product as uncharacterized. The transcript has 2 exons. The coding region runs from base 32 to 1279 and encodes 415 amino acids. The record is from RefSeq and is a predicted model, not a curated record. NCBI's taxonomy places the organism in Eukaryota, Oomycota, Peronosporomycetes, Peronosporales, Peronosporaceae.
AGAAGCUUUAGCUCUUGUGUGUCAUAGCUGGAUGGGCCAAGGCGGACGAGGUCGCGGGCGGGGCGUGGGCGGCGAGCGCUGCUCGACUGCAGGCUGCAGUAACAAGGCGCAGUCGAGCGGACGCUGCAGAACUCACACGGGAUCGUUAGGUCAGUGCAAUCAGUCAGGCUGCGAGAAGCAGGCGCAAUACAAAGGCCUGUGUGUGGCGCACGGUGGACGUCGAGUGUGCACGUAUCUAGACUGCAGCAAGACGGUGACGUCCAAGGGUUUGUGUGGAGACCACGGAGGAGGGAGACGCAAACCAUCAGGCACGAAGAGACCAUCAGUCAAGCAGGACAAAGCGGCACUAUCGAGUUCGAGUGGAAUGUCCAUGAUGUCGCUGCUGUUGAACGAGUGGCCACAGGAUAUAGAGGGCGACGGCGUGCAUACUCCUGCUCUGUAUACAGGACCUAUACCGGAUGACAAGGUCUCUCCUGGAGCUAUCACGUCUCAGAGUGUAGGACACCACGACUCGACUCCGAUACCUUAUAAUGACACGUCGACUUGGACCGUAAGUGACACCAAGUUCUCGACAGAUCCAGCUGCAAUAGUCACGUCGAGUUCUGUAUCUCAGGAGACUCAAAGCGACGGAUCCAUGCUACAUAGAGACAAUCCGGCUUGGCCAAAAGACCCUAACGUUAUGAACCUGCCGCCUGUGAUGUCGGCGGCGUCUGUGAUGCCCACAGCAGCUAAGACGUCGACUGUUCGAUCGCAGGAGACAAAAAUCAAUGGAUCAAUGUCACAGAGUGACGCUCCGACGUGGUCAGGAGAUGAGAACGUCAUCAAGCUGGAGCAUACGCCAUCGACCGCUUCGGUUAUGCCGAGUCAAAGUGGUGGGUCCAUGAUGUCACUUCUGCUUGGAGGGUGGUCUCUAGAUACGUACAGAGUCAAGACGGAGGAGAACAGCUCUGAACGGGACUCUGUGGAGACGACGGACAGUGAAAAGUCGGCAGAUAGACCUGUCAGGACGCGCAAGCGGGCGCUGUGCAUCCACAUGGGCUGCUCCAAGAUCGCUCAGUCACAAGGACUGUGUGUAACCCACGGAGGCAAGCGAUGCUCCCAAUCUGGCUGCACUAAGAGCGCUCAGUAUCAAGGUUUAUGCACGACGCACGGAGGAUCCAGAGCUUUCCGUCGUGAGAAAGAGCCGAUUCGUCAAAGCGAGCAGAGACUGCGAGCCAAGGACGCGCGCGAAGACUUUCGAAAAAAAAAGCAAAGGAGCUGGCUCAAGCUGAUCGAAUAA